This is a messenger RNA of Caenorhabditis elegans, 1846 nucleotides long. It is a transcript of the gene ndnf-1, whose product is annotated as Protein NDNF C-terminal domain-containing protein. The transcript is spliced from 8 exons. Gene Ontology annotation, cellular component: extracellular region. The coding region runs from base 11 to 1621 and encodes 536 amino acids. Lineage: Eukaryota; Metazoa; Nematoda; Chromadorea; Rhabditida; Rhabditidae. The record is from RefSeq and is marked reviewed.
AGCCAAAAGAAUGCUCAAACUCCUUUUGCUCCUUUUUACUAUCCAAUUAUGCACACCAUUCCACGUGGUUCCCAUGAGCUACUCGAUUUUGUCGGAGAACACUGAAAGUGUCAUCGAUUUGGCCGGAAAAGUUAGCGAGAAGAGAUUCUACCUUCACAUUACCAAUGAAGCUUCCCCAUUUUUUAUGUAUGUUACGCCGUGCGGAGCUGCGGUUCACUGGCAACUUUUCACAAUGGAUAAGGAUAUUAGCAUGUCUGAAGAGUUCGAUACUAUUUCCGACAUGUCAAAUUCGCUGGAAGAAUCUGAAAAAUUCAAGUUGAUCGCCGGAGAGGAUGAUAAGAAGAGAAUGACGUUUUUUGCGCAUAGUUUGCCGAAAAAAGUGAUCCUGGUGGUCCGUGCGGCGUCAACCUCCUCCGCUUCCGUCCGAAUCUUCUUCACCCCAUCCCUGUUCCGUCUCGAAGAUCAAUACCCACCACUUCCACAUGACACCCGUCUUGCCACAAACAUAAUCUCCGAGAGUACCUAUUCCAGAAGGGAUGAGGUCUCCACACUGAUCACAUGGAAAAUCUCACCGCAAGUUCGGAACGCCGAGCCGGGUCGCUACCGUAUCUGUACGAUUGUUUCGCGUCGAGACCCAGAAUUCGCGGGAAUGUGUGACCACGUGGAAGAAGGUGUGGAGACUGUCAAAUGUGUCCCACAGACAAAUAAUACCGUAGUCAUCGGCUCGUUGAGAAGAGAUCGGACAUAUUUUGUGACGGUUUUUGUGAGGGAUCACAAGAGGGGUACAUCGUCGGCGUAUGAGGUACAGACGAUUCAAACGUCGGAAGUUGUGACACACAGGAGAAAAGUUACCCGAAAUGUGCCGAGAAAGCAGAAAAAGUCGGCUCCAAGAGUUUUGAGCAACGGGCAGCUGGAGCAGGUGGAGCUGGAGCCGAAGAAGGGGACUUUUGUGAAUUUGAAGUUUUUCGUGAAUAGCCUGCCGGAGGGAGCCGAGAAUAAUACACAAUCGGCAAUGCUCAUUGUGCACGCUUGCGAUGGACUCGUACGUAUCAAUUUGUUUCGGAACGGAAAAAUUCUCAAGAGAAGCGACGCGUUUUCCGGGUUUAGAAGAUUCGUAGUCACCAACAUCCGCAGCGGACAUCUCCGUUUCCAAAUCGUAAACGACGACGAAACUCCAAAAACUAUCAGAGUCUGGGCGAGCACCGAUCUCACCACGUCACCAUACCCAAAUCUUCCAGAUGAUACCAGCGUAAAGAUUGUCGGGCGCUCGUGCUCUUCUGCCUCAAUUCAAUGGAUUCGUGCUCACGAUAGUCAUGUAAAGUACUGUGUUUAUAGAAGAAGAGAACAUUCAAAUUUUUUGGAACAUCUUGUUAGUUUGGCCGACAAUCUCUGCGAAGGCGGCCUCUCCUCAUCCGUACUCGUCGGCUGCUACACCCAUUCUCCGACCUCUUCCGAAGACGAUGCCCAAUCCCUGAUUGAGACAACAAUCGGAGGUCUUCUUCCAGCUAGUACCUACCGUUUAGACCUCCUGGCCACUCCACUAGACCGCCCGAAUGCUCAGGCUUUACCCUUCCGAACUGUCUGGGUUCGGACCAAUCGAUUCUGUGGAGUUCAUAAUUAAUUUUUUCGAAAAUAUUUUUGAAAAAGACUCUAGUUUUAAGACAUUUAAGAAUCUCCAGCUAAAUACGGGUGAUUUUUGAUUUUUUUUUUCUUAAUUCGCUAGUUUUUAGACCAAUUGUGUUGUACAUUAAAUUUCCCCUGUGCUCUUUUAAUUGUAAUUACGGUUGAAUUUUUUCAAAAUUCGGGUACACUUUCUUUAUUUUUAAAGUGAUAAAUACAUUUUUUC